AUGCGCAAAUACCUGGAGCAAGGACACGCGGAGGUCGUUACUGAUUCGGAGCCAACGUCGUCAGAGCAUGUAUAUUGCAUGCCACACCAAGCGGUGAUUCAGCAAAGCUCCACAACCACCAAACUCGGGGUCGUUUUCGACGCUUCCGCUCACGCUCCAAACACAGCUCCAUUAAACGCAUACCUGGAAAAAGGGCCCAAGCUGAACACAGAACUGAUACCGCUAUUACUGCGCUUCCGCACCGAACGCAUCGCGCGUGUUGCUGACAUCGCCCAAGCAUUUUUGAAGGUAGUGGUUAGAGAGGCAGAUCGAGACGCACUGCGUUUCUUGUGGUACAAAGAAACACCGGCGGAGGAGGGUCCUUUACCAGCCCCUGAGGUUUGGAGAAUGACUAGAGUACCGUUCGGGACGACUUCGAGUCCGUUCCUCUUGGCAGCAACACUUAUACACCACCUGAACGGCCUAGAGGAACGGUUGAAAGCAACAGCUUCCAAGCUCGCCGCAUCCUUCUACGUGGAUGACCUGUUGACAGGGGCUUCCUGCGAGGAGGGUGCCCAACGGAUUUACAAAGAAGCCAACGCGAUGAUGAGAUCAGCGGGAAUGGACCCGAGGAAGUGGGCAUCAAAUUCUAAGCGUCUUAACCAGCUUUUUGAAGAACAAGACGAGGUUGGUCCCGGAGAUCACGACACAGGCUUACUGGGAUUACGAUGGGAUCGGCACACAGACAGUCUGAAGCUUGCACAAGACAACAGGAGUGCCGGUUCGGAAAGCACUACGAAACGAACGAUACUGCAAGUCUCUGCAUCGGUAUUCGACCCACUAGGUUUCGUGUCACCAUUCACGAUAUGUUCAAAGAUUCUCUUCCAACGGAUCUGGCAAGCCGGCGUUGGCUCGGACAAAGACCUACCCGUGGAGAUGGAGAGUGGACACGAUGGGUCGAGGGCCUACCGUACAUGCAACGCAUCAAGAUACCGCGUUUUGUGA
Ornithodoros turicata is the source of this 984-nucleotide messenger RNA. RefSeq lists its product as uncharacterized. The record is from RefSeq and is a predicted model, not a curated record. The transcript has a single exon. The coding region runs from base 1 to 984 and encodes 327 amino acids. Lineage: Eukaryota; Metazoa; Arthropoda; Arachnida; Ixodida; Argasidae.